UGCAUCUCAUCACUGUCGUUCUUCGUCCUUUGCUUUCUCGUUGAAUUUGUUGUGGCUGCUCUCAGGCAUCAAAAUGGCAGUUUAAAGGCGUGUGGCGGCUAUCCUUGCAUUGGCAACAAACUGGCAGUGCAGCGGCAAAUAGCACUGGCAAUUUCCGGCAUAAUGGCGUCUCUCCUGGCAACUCCCCUCACCUUUGCUGCCGUCGACAGCAGUUUGGAACUUCUCGACGUACAAACGUCUCCGCACUCCAUUUUAUUCUCCUGCACGUGGCCAUCGCUGAUCAGCAGCCAUGAUGAUGCUCUCUCAGUUCACCUUGGAGGACGUGGAGGCCCUGUACUUAGGGCCCUCAUUUCUGAUGGCUGACCCAAUGGGGCCCCUUCUGGACCAAGAUGAAGAGGAAGCGCUUUCACCCUCCUCCUCCCUCGAGGGGGAGGUCCCGGCUUCGCCACCCCUCUCCUUGUCCCCCUACUCCACCUUGCUGUCGCCCCCAUCCCCUCCUCUCGGUCACUGCUCGUCCUUCCUGGAUGCCAAGGGGGGAGCCCUCCCCUGGCUGAGUGCCGGCGGCCUGCUCGACCCUCUCGUGGGAGCAGACGAUAGCAAAGAUGAUGCAUUCACUGGCAUAGAAUGGAUGGCGGAGAAAAUCGACCUCAGCGAUUUGGACCUAGAGUCGCUAGUUGACUCGUGUUCGUCUGAGGAGUGUCCCGGUUCUCCCGAGGACCUCCUGGACUCCCUGCACUCACACAUGGAUUUGGACCUGGACACCUUUGACCCUCCUGCUCCCAACGACCACCUUGAGCUGGAGAGGCCCGCCAUCCCACCAGAACCCCCGCUCCUCGCACCACUGGAGGUCUCUAAAGAGGAAGUAGCACCCUCCCACAAGGUGGUUAUGAAGUCCGAGCCCUGCUCCCCACCCCCAUCCCCUCCUGCCUCCACGAUGUGUGAAUUGGGGAGCGAGGUUGACACAAAAUCUCCCCUUGCUGCCAUCAUCCCAGAUCCCAGCGGAAGCCCCAUUGUGGUGGUGGUGCUCUCCAACAAAGACACGCCCCCCCUUGUGUCCCUCCCAGAGCUGCCUGUCAGGUCCCCGCCAACGUUCAGCGACUGCGACAGUGACUCUGGCAUUGAGUCGGUUGCCAGCUCUCCAGCUUUCGUCUCCUCCCCCGCCCCUGAUUCCUCCCGCACAAAACCAUACGCCAAACCUGAGCCCGCCUCUGCCUCCUCCCUUAAGGGCAAGGUGAAGUCUGUGUCAGGUGCCCCCAAGGUGGUGGAGAAGAAGCUCAAGAAGAUGGAGCAGAACAAGACUGCGGCUACGCGCUACCGCCAGAAGAAGCGCGUGGAGCAGGAGCUGCUGGGCGUGGAGCGCGACGAGCUGGAGAAGAAGAAUCGCGAGCUGGCCGAGAAGGCAGAGUCCAUCAGCAGAGAGAUCCAGUAUCUCAAAGACCUGAUGGAGGAGGUCCGCAAGCACCAUCGUGGCAAGAUGAGCUCAGGCGCUACUUAGGAGAAUGCUUUGCCACUGACAAGCGUGCAAGUGUGUGAAACGAGUAAGGGAGGGGCUGAGAGGUGGUCAGGUGACUCAUCUGUUUAAUGCUUUUCUCCCAGUCCGCUGUUCCAUUCCCACAUGUCCUCCGUGUACUUUACCCCCUGCUUCAUAUAGUCCCUCAGUAUAUUAGUCUGUUGCCAUAGCAACCUUCCUCUUCUCAGCUUCAAGUCCAGAAUGGGUCCUCUUGAGUGUUUUGAUGACUUAGUGUGCGUGUGUGUACAUAAGUUUCUUGCUUGAAUGCUAGCUACUUCCUGUCUUUAUUUAAUACAACUUAGUUCAUGAGUGGUGGCCGCUCUAAUGGCUUGUACAAAUGCUCUGCCUCUGCUUUUCUAAUAAACUUAUUCUCUCAAUCACAAA
This is a messenger RNA of Dunckerocampus dactyliophorus (ringed pipefish), 1894 nucleotides long. It is a transcript of the gene atf4a, whose product is annotated as activating transcription factor 4a. The record is from RefSeq and is a predicted model, not a curated record. The transcript has 4 exons. Gene Ontology annotation, cellular component: nucleus; ATF1-ATF4 transcription factor complex; ATF4-CREB1 transcription factor complex. Gene Ontology annotation, biological process: regulation of transcription by RNA polymerase II. Gene Ontology annotation, molecular function: RNA polymerase II transcription regulatory region sequence-specific DNA binding; DNA-binding transcription activator activity, RNA polymerase II-specific. Lineage: Eukaryota; Metazoa; Chordata; Actinopteri; Syngnathiformes; Syngnathidae. The coding region runs from base 290 to 1495 and encodes 401 amino acids.